AUGGACAACCCAGGCCCCAGAUCUGGGUCUACCACGCCGCAUUCGGGGUCUGAACAUCGAUUUGAGCGACCCCUACCGCCAAUCCCAACUUCCGAGCCGAUCCCCGUUCUCUGGGAUAAUGACGGAGCUGCGAGUGAGGCCAUGCACCCAAACCCGCCUGGUGAUCAAUUCCGUAUUGAUAUGAGAGAUAUAUACGAUGAGGAUGCUGAAGAAGGACCAGACAUCAAUCUCCAUGGAGUAGAUGGAAACAUUCUCGACAUAUAUAGGUCUAGAAGUAACUCAUCUUUGUCAGUCAUCUCACAUGAGAUGUUGACAAGGGCUCCUUACCUGGAGGGUGUAUCAAAUAGCUCGCCCAGACCUUCUGCUAUUGUCGAUGGCCAUUCUACUCCGCAACGGGGCUCCCCAGCACUUCCACGUUCUCACCAGCGGGAAGGGUCCGGAGUGCCAAGUAAUUCGGCUCCCGUCAGUCUUCGAGAGUUCCUCGGGGAUAGUUCGUCCACAUCUAGAAGUGGCACUUCAAUUCCAGCCAGAUCUGGUGCUAAUGAUAUAACCUCAACUGGAGUCUCCCGUGUUCAAUCCGGAGAAGCUCAAGAGCGUCCGCAAGGGGGGGUAUGGCGAGAAUUGGGACCUGAAAGCACUGCAAGUGUGUCAGUUCGUACUCCAACACGUACACCGACACGUACGCCAAUUCUCAGUACAAGAUCUGGGCCUGAGGAUGACUCCUCGCUGUCGGGGUCAUCAAGAGACACUCUUCUGUUGUCUCACGACUCUCCUAGUCAAGUCAGGCAUCGAUUGCAUCCUCCUUCUCCAGAGUUUGUACUGCCAAGAUGGCAACCAGAUGCGGAAGUUACGUUUUGUCCCAUCUGCAGAACACAAUUCAGCUUCUUUGUCCGCAAGCAUCACUGCAGAAAAUGUGGGCGAGUUGUCUGUAACUCUUGCUCUCCCCAUCGCAUCACAAUUCCAUACCAAUACAUUGUCCAACCACCGCUGGACGGCGGAUCACCAACCUCACCAGAUCCUCAUCCCCCACGUAGGACAGACACCGCGGGCAGCUCAGACGUUGCGAGUCUUGGUGGGGGAGAGCGUGUGCGACUUUGUAACCCCUGCGUGCCAGAUCCAAACACAGCUCCGCCAGCCAACACCCAACGGCCAACCUCAUACCAGGGAAGGCAUUCCAGAUCCGUAAGCACCACAGCAGUACCACAAAACACCUCUGGGGACUACUCGUCAAACCCUGAUGCAGAGUUUGGUCCAAGAUUAGGGAAUAUCCAACGAAGGAUAAGGGACCCGAUUGUUCCCAAUCGCUACUUACAAGCACAGAAUCAGCCGCGUGGGGCACCAUACAACGAGAGAGGGGACCGUCUACUGAGGCCUGACGAGUUCCAAAGCAGAUCAAGAAGUAGUACUGUCGGAAGUUCUCGUGACCAGACGAUGCUAACAUUUGCAUCGAAGGGCGGGUAUCCAAGUUCCAUAGGAACAAACCUUGAAAGAUCACACUCCGUUCGAGGACACCCUCACUACCGGCCAUUCAUCCCCAACACUGCUCAAUCGGAUCUAAGAAUGGAGCGUCAAACUACUCCCGAGCCUCCUCGCCCCAACCCUCCUCGACGCCAGAUCGCUGAAGAGGACGAGUGCUGGGUUUGCCACGAGGAGCUUCCAUCCCGAGAACUUCCUAACUUCCAGGACCUACGUGACGCUCACGUCCAAGCAUGCCUUACUGACCGUAUGGCACGGCUGGGAAUUGCUUCUAGUCCUUCCUCUUCCCCUCCACCAGCUCAGCAGGCUCCAAACCAAACCACAGAUCCCUCGCAAGCAGGUCCAUCAGGCACUUCACCCACUCCAGCUGCAGUCCCCAACACCGCCGAAGGACGAGCCGCCGCCCGCGAACAAGCCCACGCAGAUGUCGUCCUCGGCCAAAAUCGCCCAUCUCCCGGUGGCCACCGUUUCGGAGGCACAAUUUUCCCAUACAAAGCUUCGGAGAAAGAUUGCGUUCAGCAGGCGGAAUGUAGCAUUUGUUUUGAGGAGUAUGAGCCAGGACAGGAUAUGGCACGGCUUCAAUGUUUUUGCCGGUUUCACUUGCAGUGCAUCAGGGGCUGGUAUACUAAGAUGCCAGGAAAGUGCCCAUUACAUGAUCAUGACCGUGGUGAUUAG
This is a messenger RNA of Hyaloscypha bicolor E, 2151 nucleotides long. RefSeq names its product FYVE-domain-containing protein. The coding region runs from base 1 to 2151 and encodes 716 amino acids. The record is from RefSeq and is a predicted model, not a curated record. The transcript is spliced from 5 exons. NCBI's taxonomy places the organism in Eukaryota, Fungi, Ascomycota, Leotiomycetes, Helotiales, Hyaloscyphaceae. Gene Ontology annotation, molecular function: metal ion binding.